UCAAAUUCAAAUACAAAUCAAAUCAAAUCCCAAAUUCUUCUUCCCAUUUACGAAUUUCAAUUUCACAAUGCCUUCUUCCACCACCGUAAUUCUCUCUAACUCCACCGUGUUUCCUGAUCGGAAAUCCGCCAUUAAAAAACUUAAGCUCUCUAUUUCCGACCUUCCGAUGCUUUCUUGCCACUAUAUACAGAAAGGCGUUCUUCUAACCUCUCCGCCUUCUUCCUUUUCCGAUCUUAUUUUCUCUCUCAAACGCUCUCUCUCCGCCGCUCUUUCUCACUUUCCUGCCCUCGCUGGCCGCUUCACUACCGACCACGACGGAGCUGUUUACCUAAUCUGUAAUGACGCCGGCGUCGAUUUCAUUGAGGCUAAGGCCAAACACCUUUCGAUCGACUCUGUUCUCUCUCCUCUUGAUGUUCCGAUUUGCUUCAAGAGCUUCUUCGCCUUCGAUAAAACUUUGAGUUAUUCAGGACAUUAUAAGCCUUUGGCGGCGGUGCAAGUCACCGAGCUUGCCGACGGUGUCUUCGUCGGAUGCAUCGUAAACCACGCCGUUGUUGACGGAACUUCGUUCUGGCAUUUUUUCAAUACAUUUGCAGAGAUUAAUUUAGGAAAGGGGAAAAUCUCUAACUCGCCGGAUUUUGACCGUAACACGGCGUUUAACUCGCCGGCGGUGUUGAAUUUCCCGGCCGGCGGUCCGAAGGAGACAUUCGACGGGAAUUCGCGGCUGAGGGAGAGGAUUUUUCAUUUUAGCAGAGAAGCGAUUUCGAGGCUAAAACACAGAGCGAACGGAGGGAAUAUGAGUAACGGAAAUUGCGACGCCGUUGAGACUCUCGGCAAGCAAUUGAAUGACGGUUGGAAAAUCGUUAACGGAAAACAGAACGACGACGUUUCCGGUGGGAAAUUGAAAAUAUCCUCUUUCCAAUCUCUCAGUGCUCAGUUAUGGCGUUCGGUGACUAAAGCGAGGAAACUAAACGCAGCGAAAACGACGACGUUUCGAAUGGCCGUGAACUGCCGCCAUCGUCUGCAGCCGCCGAUGCCGUCGCUUUACUUCGGAAACGCUAUACAGAGCAUCCCGACCGUCGCUUUGGUCGGCGAGCUUCUGUCUGAAGACUUGGGUUGGUGCAGCGCUUUGCUCCACCGUAACGUGGUGGCUCACGACGACGCAACCGUGCGUCGUGGCAUCGCCGAUUGGGAGAGGAGCCCACGGUUGUUUCCGCUCGGGAACUCCGAUGGUGCAUCGGUGACAAUGGGAAGCUCGCCGAGAUUCCCAAUGUACAACAAUGAUUUCGGAUGGGGCCGUCCGGUAGCCAUACGAAGCGGCGGUGCGAACAAGUUCGACGGUAAGAUCUCAGCAUUUCCUGGUCGGGAAGGGAAUGGAAGUGUGGAUUUAGAGGUGGUUUUGGCGCCGGAAACAAUGGCGGGUCUUGAAACUGACCCAGAGUUCAUGCAAUAUGUAUCGGUUCCGAUGUAAAAAGUUAGAAUUGAAAGCUCUUGUUGCUCCCAACUUCAUACCUACGGGAGUAAAGAUAUUUUUGAGAUAGUAUUAGUAAAGCAUUAUUACUCUUAA
Messenger RNA from Cucurbita maxima (winter squash), 1564 nucleotides. Its product is annotated as BAHD acyltransferase DCR-like. The coding region runs from base 68 to 1468 and encodes 466 amino acids. The transcript has a single exon. NCBI's taxonomy places the organism in Eukaryota, Viridiplantae, Streptophyta, Magnoliopsida, Cucurbitales, Cucurbitaceae. The record is from RefSeq and is a predicted model, not a curated record.